Messenger RNA from Lucilia sericata (common green bottle fly), 684 nucleotides. It is a transcript of the gene RpS16, whose product is annotated as 40S ribosomal protein S16. The coding region runs from base 139 to 585 and encodes 148 amino acids. Lineage: Eukaryota; Metazoa; Arthropoda; Insecta; Diptera; Calliphoridae. The transcript is spliced from 5 exons. The record is from RefSeq and is a predicted model, not a curated record. Gene Ontology annotation, molecular function: structural constituent of ribosome; RNA binding. Gene Ontology annotation, cellular component: ribosome; cytosolic small ribosomal subunit. Gene Ontology annotation, biological process: translation; maturation of SSU-rRNA from tricistronic rRNA transcript (SSU-rRNA, 5.8S rRNA, LSU-rRNA).
GUUGAGUUGGUAACACUGUUUGUAAUACAACGAAUCAGAGUUGAUUAUUUUGUACUGACAGCAAAAUUUAACGAACGAAUUACUGUUCAAUGCCUCUUUUUGAGUUUCCGGUCUUUUCUACCUAGGUCGCCAAGCAAAAUGCAACCAAAACGCAGGGAACCUAUCCACGCCGUUCAAGUUUUCGGACGUAAAAAAACAGCUACCGCUGUAGCUUACUGCAAGCGCGGUCGUGGUUUGCUCCGUGUCAAUGGUCGUCCAUUGGAACAAAUUGAACCCAAAGUUUUGCAAUACAAAUUGCAAGAACCUUUGUUGUUGCUCGGCAAGGAAAAAUUCGCUGGUGUAGACAUCCGUGUCCGCGUCAACGGUGGUGGUCAUGUAGCUCAAAUCUACGCCAUCCGUCAAGCCAUCUCCAAGGCUUUGAUUGCCUUCUACCAAAAGUAUGUCGAUGAAGCUUCCAAGAAGGAAAUCAAGGACAUUCUUAUCCAAUACGACAGAACCUUGUUGGUUGGUGACCCACGUCGCUGCGAACCCAAGAAAUUCGGUGGUCCAGGUGCCCGUGCUCGCUACCAAAAAUCUUACCGUUAAAAUUAUGGUUUUUGUCAAUAUUCCAUACUGUGCAGAAGAUUUAUUUUUGCUUUUUUUGCAAAAUGUAAUAAAGUUUUUUAUUUAAGAAUGGAAAAUUGA